Messenger RNA from Daldinia loculata, 679 nucleotides. RefSeq names its product mitochondrial ribosomal protein L31. Bases 80 to 412 code for a protein of 110 amino acids. Gene Ontology annotation, molecular function: structural constituent of ribosome. The record is from RefSeq and is a predicted model, not a curated record. The transcript is spliced from 3 exons. Gene Ontology annotation, cellular component: mitochondrial large ribosomal subunit. NCBI's taxonomy places the organism in Eukaryota, Fungi, Ascomycota, Sordariomycetes, Xylariales, Hypoxylaceae.
UUCUAAUCGCGAUUUACUCCGAUACUAGGAUGUGUUUUGAGAGAGAACACUGAAUCGUCGAGCAGUAAUAUCACACACAAUGUUCGGCGCAUUCAGAGUAACGAGUCCGUUGUCUGGCGGUCUUCUAUGGAAGAUCCCAUGGCGCCUGUCUAAAUUCCAGAAAGCAAGGCAACGAAAGCGGCUCCGUGGUGUUGAUUCGGUGGUGGAUACGAUAAGCAAUGCAUUGGCGAAGAAGGGCGAGACGCUGAAGGCCCUCGAGACGUGGAAGGAGACGAUGCCUACCGAGGCCGAGAUGCUGCCUAAAGACAAAUACACCAUGUUUGACAGGAAAGAGAAGCGAUAUAGAAAGGGCAUUCACAAGCUCCCAAAGUGGACGAGAGUAUCGCAAAGAGUGAACCCGCCUGGAUAUUAAGCAUAUAUAUCAUAUUCCAGCAAUUGAGGCAAUUCCACGCUCCAAUAUAUCCAAUAUAUCACUUUACGGGAUACACGUUAUUAGGUUAUCAAACGAGAGGUAUCCGUAAAAAGGCAUAUCUUAAUGCGAUAGUCUGAGGCCGCAGAUCAUAGCCCAACGAGUUGUACAUUACUGUACUUAAAACAAGAGAAGCGGAUAUACUUCUCUCUGUAUAUGCAUGGAAUGAGACAAUCAAAGCUAGUCACAUCACCACAAUAGGAACCAGUC